Molecule: messenger RNA, 9886 nt
Organism: Podarcis lilfordi (Lilford's wall lizard)
Lineage: Eukaryota; Metazoa; Chordata; Lepidosauria; Squamata; Lacertidae
Source: the annotation of a GenBank genome assembly
GGGGGAGUCUGGGCGCCAGAGGGAAAGGAGGGCAGGAGCCGCCCAGCCCGGCGGUCCUGGAUUUAAAGGGGCCGCAGCGCCCGGAGGGGCGGCAGGAUGUCCCGCCGGGUGAAGGAGGAGUACCAGCGGCACUACACGGUGACCGAGCACCGCAGCCACCCCAAGGGCUACACCGAGUACAAAGUGACUGCCAAGGUGAGGAAGGGGCUGCUGCAGGGAGGGGGGGACCCCGUACCUGGGGAGCCGCCUAGAUGCUCACCUGGAGGGAUUUGAAUCCGCUGCACCUGUUCGCUGGACGUCGAGCCUCUGUGCAUGUGCAGAGUGGAAGCUCAGAGCAGGCUCGGGCAAAGGGGCGGUGGCUUCCAGCUUAGGGUGGGCUUCCUUUCCUUGCAGAGGCUUCUGGUUCUCCCCUCUUGCUUUUACCUGGAAGUAAACCCAGCUGAGCUCAGUGGGGCUUACGUCCGAGUAGACACACAGGAAGGGCCGUAGCGUGGUGAAAAAGCGGCCGCCUUGCAAGCAGAGCAUCCCAGGUUCGAGCUGCAGGGGCAGCUCCAGGUAGGUCUGGGAGAGAGCCCUGCCUGCUGGCCUGAAAUCCCAAAGAGCUGCUGCUGCUGCUGCUGCUGCCGCCGCUGCCAGUCAGCGUCGGCAGUACUGAGUUGGUCUGACCUGGUAUAAGGUAGCACUAUUGCAGGCUACAUGGCUGCAAUCCUGCAUGCAUCCCUGUAAGUUUCAUUGAACUCUUGAGUACAUCCCGGUAGGAUAACAGCUCCCAUCCUCUCUCCUUAACCUGGAAAUAAUAAGGACCGCCUUCUGGCCCAGAGUGGGCCUCAGCUCUGGCAUUUGUACCCACACCCUGCUCUCUGCUCCGCCCUUGGGGGUUCAGCUGUGUCUCAGGAAUGGCAGAGAGCUUUGGAUACUGGAGACCCUUAAAACAGGGGGUAGGGGGAGUCUGUUGGGAGAACCUGAGAAGAGCUUUCUGGAUCAGGCCACGGCGGGCCCAUCUGGCCAGCAUCCUGUUCUCACAGUGGCCAACCAGUUGCCACAGAGACAAACCUGCAAGCAGGAUUCGAGCCUCUUAUUCCUUGACUGCUAAGCUUACUCAGGAGUCUUUGGUGAGGUACCUUAUCAGGUGAGGUACCUUUCGAAAGCCCCAAAUAACUAUGUCAAAUACAGAUGAAUCGAGAUGCUUGUUGUCCCUCUCAAAUAACUCCCAAUAGGUGCGUGAAACAGGUCUUACUCUGGCGAAAGCCAUGCUGGCUCUGCUUCAGCGAGGCUUUUUCUUCCCUAUAUGCCUGGUUGGUUUAUCUUUUAAAAAUAUUUUCUGCCAGUUUUUUGGAGACCAUAGAGAUCGCAGGGCACACUCCACCCCAAGGAAGAUGCCCCAAGGAAACCCCACCUUCCUUGGUGCAGGAGGAAAAGAACGUGCCCCCUCCAACACACACACACACACACACACACCCCUUGCUGGCUGGAAAUUCCUUGCUCAUGCUCAAAAUCUCACUUUUUGUCCCCUUUCCAGUUUGUCUCAAAGGUGAACCCAGAAGAUGUCAAGGAGGUAGGUCCUUGCUGGGUGACCCAGGUGGGGUGGGAGUGUGGGCCUUGCCAGCCGCUUCAGAAAUGUUAUCCAUUUUGUUUCUACCCUGUCAUGCCUCCAAGGAGCUCAAGACAGUUUCAUAAAGCAGGUGGUACCCGGGGACAAUGGGAUUACCUAGGGUGCUGCUAAGAGGCUGGAGUGCUGGUGGUGCACAUACCGGUAUCUCCCAGACUUGGGUCAUGUUCCUCGGUUCUGUUGAGUUAAUUAAACGAAAGUGAUGUUUAACUGGAUUUCGAACAAAUGUGAAUUAACAGUUGCCAUUUGGGAUUUUGUCCUCAGUGGGUCAUGCAAAGUGCUAUUCUGAGCAGUGCUUUCUGAUGGAUACGGUAGCGAGCACUGGGGAGGAGUUUGUGGGACCCAUAAGGUUUGGGAACUAAUGGUGUGAAGAAGAAGAGUUUGGAUUUGAUAUCCUGCUUUAUCACUACCUGAAGGAGUCUCAAAGCAGAGCGGCUAACAUUCUCCUUUCCCUUCCUCCCCCACAACAAACACUCUGUGAGGUGAGUGGGGCUGAGAGACUUCAGAGAAGUGUGACUGGCCCAAGGUCACCCAGCAGCUGAAUGUGGAGGAGCGGAGACGCGAACCCAGAUUAUGAGUCUACCGCUCCUAGCCACUACACCACACUGGCUCUCUGUGGGCAGUACUGUGUGGGCAGUAUUUAGCUGCAGUAAGUGGGCCAUUGGUCUGACUCUGAGGCAGCUUUGUAGAUCUUCCACAGGAGAAAGGGCACUCCAAGCAUGGUCCUCAUGCCUCUUCCUACAGAUCGUGGUCUGGAAACGGUACAGUGACUUCAAGAAGCUGCACGGGGACCUGGCGUACACGCAUCGCAACCUCUUCCGUCGACUGGAGGAUUUCCCCCCCUUCCCCAAGGCUCACGUCUUUGGUGAGGGUCUCCGGCUGGGUGGGAGAUGGGCAGCUGCUGGGUCGAGCCAAAAGGGGGGGCCACAUCUGAUCUGACAUCCCGUCCCCAUAGGGGCAGCCAGACACCCCUUCUGGGAAGCCGCUGAGCAGGAACUGAGCAAAACAUGGAAUUGGAAACAUGGAAUUGGAAGGGACCCCCCCUCCCCCGUGUCAUCUUGUCCAACCCCCUGCAAUGCAGGAAUCCCAGCUAAAGAAUCUCUGACAAAUGGCUGCCCGACCUCACUUUAAAAACCUCCACUGAAGGAGAACUCACCACCUUCUGAGGGCGUCCGUUCCACUGUCAAAACAGCUCCUACCCUCGGAAAGUUCUUCCUAAUGUUUAAUUUAGCCGGGGUCUCCUUUUUUCUUGCCAUUUUAAUCCAUUGGUUCGGGUCCUCCGCUCUGGAGAAGCAGAAAAAAAAGCUUGCUCCAUCUUCCAUGUGCCAGCCCUUCAGAUAUUUGAAGGUGACUAAAUGGCUGUAACAUGGAAGCUUUCUUCCUGCUGCUCCAGAGGCUAAAAUAAUAAUGAUGAGGAUAAUAAUAAAUUACUUGUACUUUAUGCUUCUGACUGGGUUGCCCCAGUCUAGGACCUGAACUUGUGAUUCCCAGUAAUCUUCUUUUAAAAACCAUUUAAAUUGGGGGGGGGCAAUCACAAUAUCUUGUGGUAGCAAAUUUCACAGCUAAACUAUGUGAAGGUGUGCCUCAUGUUGUCUGCCCCAAAUCUCCCAUCGUUCAGCCCCACCAGAUUCCAUUUUUGAGGGUCUGCAGCUGAAAGCUUUGGGUUCUGGUGAAUUUUUGCUAGGCCGGAAAAACAGAGGCCUCUUGUGCAUUGCUUCAGGGUCGUUGUCGCUAGUACACGAGAGCAGAGCAGUGUGUGUGUGUUCUCUGAUCCCCUCACACACAGGAUUUGAAUCUGUUCCUCUUCUUUGCAGGCCGAUUUGAGCCUGAGGUGAUUGAGGAGCGGCGGAAAGCGGCUGAGGUCAUGCUACGCUUCACUGUGGACAUCCCAGCCUUGAACAACAGCCCUCAGCUGAAGGAGUUCUUUCGGGUAUUUUUGGCUGGGCAGGUUUUAUUUAUUUAUUGCAUCUAUUUAUUUAUAUCCCACCUUUUCCCCCCAAGGUGCUUCAGGUUGGUGGCCAUCUCUGCCUCCUGUGGGAGGGAGUUCCGUAGUUUAACUCUGUGCUGUGUGAAUAAGGAAACACAUAGUUAAUGGGCCCACCAAGACCCCCCCCCACACCCCCACAGCAAUUUCCAAGUGGUCUCCCUGCCCACUGCCACUACCACUCCAAAAACGCUAAAGCCAUCUUUGGAGUUGUGUUCCUGGCUCCCUCCUUGGUUGGACUGGGUCCUUGCCUGAAGUUUUGCCCUGGUCCUCAAAUAAAGGAACCCCCGCCCCCCGCCCAACCGACCAUUGGACCCACUCUCUGCUGCUUCUGUCUUGCAGAGUGGGGAGGGGAGGAGACCUCUGGAGACCCGCGACCUGCCCUCUCUGCCUCCCCCUCUGAUCCCAGUGCCGCCAUCCUCGGAAGGAGUGGAGCCAGCGGAGGAUGCUCUGGGAUCUGUGGAUGAGCAGGUGCUCCUGGACUCCACACAGGGGGGCCUGGAUUUGGAGCAGCAGAACCCUGAUGUUGCUCCGGAGGCAGCGAGCGAGGAGUGUGGUGCCCUGCAGCCCCGAACGGAGGAGGAAGGUACAGCCUUCUAGAGCUUCGGGCAUAAGACAAGACAAGUUGUGGAUCUGGUUUGCGUUUUGUUUUCCUCAUGGAGAGAAAGGCACUCUGCACAUGCUCAGGCGCGGUAUUUAAUUUUUUUCCUUACUUGAACAGAGACCAUGAUAAGGGUAUUUUUGGAGAGAAGAGAUGGGUAGGACAACUAGGAGACAUUUCUUCUUCUUUUCCUGUUCCUUCUCCCUCUCCUCACCCGUAGAGGGAGCAGUGGGAGCCCUUGCAAUGAUGGGGUGCUGGUGGAUUUAAAACAGCUGAACCUAUUACUAGCCUGAGGGCCACAACCUUCCAGGGGCCACAUUUCACCGAUGGCAAAAGUGGGUCUGGCUGGAGAUUUGAAUAAGAUUUUUAACGUAAGGAAGGCAGGGGACGUGUGGCCCUGGUGGUCCUCCUUGACCUCUCAGUGGCUUUUGACACCACUGGUUUGGAUUUGAUAUCCCGCUUUAUCACUACCUGAAGGAGUCUCAAAGCAGCUAACAUUCUCCUUUCCCUUCCUCCUCCACAACAAACACUCUGUGAGGUGAGUGGGGCUGAGAGACUUCAAAGAAGUGUGACUAGCCCAAGGUCACCCAGCAGCUGCAUGUGGAGGAGCAGAGACGUGAACCCGAUUCCCCAGAUUACAAAUCUACCGCUCUUAACCACUACACCACACUGGCUCACACUGGUGUCCUUCUGGAGUGACCUGGGCAGGUGGGAGAUGGAGGGUGCUGCCUUGCAUAGAGGUUCUGUCCCUACCUACAGGGCCACUGCCAGAAAGUAGGAGAUGGUGACCCAGCUCCAUGGCCUGUCUCCCACACUAUUUAACACCUGUAUGAAACCCUUGGGAGCUGUCACCUGGGGAUUGGGAGCAGGUAUGCUGGUGGCAAACACCUGUAUCUCUCCAUACCAUCAGAAGGAGGAGAGGCUGGGCAGGUGUCUGCUGGCAGUGAUGGGGACCAAUAAACCAAGGCUGAAACCUUUAAGGAUAGAAACGUCGUGGCUUGGCUGUUCCGGUGUCCAGGAAUUAGGAGUAUUUCCUGGGAGGGGUUGUACUCCCCCUGAAGGGCCAGGUUGGUCACCCGGGGGAUACUCCUAGAUUCCAAAUUGUCCCUGGACUCCCAAGUGGCUUUUGCAACCAGGAGCGCCUAUACCUGUCAAGGCUUCGGAAAAGCUAUUCCUCCCCCUGUUGCAGCAAGAGCAGAAGGAACAAGGUAGGGUCCUUUUUAAUGAUUUUAUUCAAUCAUAAUACAGUGGUACCUCGGGUUACAUACGCUUCAGGUUACAGACUCCGCUAAUCCAGAAAUAGUACCUCGGGUUAAGAAAUUUGCUUCAGGAUGAGAACAGAAAUUGUGCUCCGGCGGCGUGGCAGCAGCAGGAGGCCCCAUUAACUAAAGUGGUGCUUCAGGUUAAGAACAGUUUCAGAUUUAGAACGGACCUCCGGAACGAAUUAAGUACUUAACCCGAGGUACCACUGUAAAAACGUAAAGGGACCCCUGAUCAUUAGGUCCAGUCGUGACCGACUCUGGAGUAGCGGCGCUCAUCUUGCUUUAUUAGCCAAGGGAGCCGGCGUACAGCUUCCGGGUCAUGUGGCCAGCAUGACUAAGCCACUUCUGGCGAACCAGAGCAGCGCACGGAAACGCCGUUUACCUUCCUGACGGAGCAGUACCUACUUAUCUACUUGCACUUUGAUGCGCUUUCGAACUGCUAGGUUGGGAGGAGCAGGGACCGAGCAACGGGAGCUCACCCUGUUGCGGGGAUUCGAACCGCCGACCUUCUGAUCGGCAAGUCCUAGGCCACCCGCAUCCCAUGGUACCACUGUAGUGAGAGACAAAAGAACGCAGCAAGCCUUAACAAUGGUGUUGCUCCAAACUGGGCUCCUCCUCCCUCCUCCCUAGCAACAGCAUCUCCCUUUACGGUGUCCACUUGUGGUCAAACGUCUUUGAUUCCUUUGUUCCUGCACUCUUAACGAACCCUGACGAGUUCUGGGAGAAGGGAAAUCGGAAAUACCCUCCGAUGACAACGCGUCACCUGGCUGCCCUGCCACAAUUCCCACCCCCCUUCUUCUAGCCCUUCCCAACUCUUCUGUUCAUCUGAGCUGUGACUUUCCUCAAACCCCUGCUAUAAAUCAAUGCUACAGCCGCCUUCUCCUGCAGUGUCAUAAAGGGGGUGGGGGGCAAUGAUCCAUCUCGCCCUCUUGAGCCCAUUCCCUGACGAUACCCAGCUGAGCCAGAUUUGUGGCCAGUCCUAGAUCAGGACAUCCUGGCCCCAGCUGUCCACACUCUAGUGACCUCCUGCCUGGACUGCUGUAAUGCAGCCGAUAUGGGAAUUAUCUCAGCAGUUUCCAGAUUGGAUGUGGGCCGCUGCAGGCUAUACCUUUUAUGGUGUUCACCUGCCAAAGGAAGCCUCUGCUAAGGCUUAGCUUGUAAGGACUCAUGAAGGUGAGUCGUUACAAUGACGCGGGGGCGGGGGGCUUUUGCCUCUUGGAACUGGAUAGGAGGGGAAACAAUCUGACCUCUGACUGGCACACUUUCUCUGUGCACCUGUGGAAGAUCCUAAAGGCCCUGUGCACGUCCAGAGUGCGCCAUUCCUUCCGCCAGUCUGGCCAGGACCACCUCUGUAGCCCAUUUGAGUCCGAGUGCUGAUUGGGCCAUUGCAAAGCCUUGUCACUCUAGGCCAGGGGUCUGCAACCUUUAAGACAAAAAGAGCCACUUGGACCCGUUUCCGAAGAAAAAAAAACCUGGGAGCUGCAAAACCAUUGCGACAUUUAAAGCAUGCGCGCCGCUGCCCUCCGAUCUGACAGCGGGCGGGAAGGUGAUGUCGGGACGGUGCGUGACUAACGCACGCACCGCCCCCAUGCGACGUCACAGCCAGUACAGUGCCCGCCACAGUGGGGAGUGUCGGGGCGCACAAUGCGCCUCCUCCCCUCGCUAGUAUCCGCCCCGGAGCCACGGCAAAGGUGUAAAAGAGCCACAUGCGGCUCCAGAGCCGCGGGUUGCAGACCCCUGCUCUAGGCCAUGGGUAGGCAAACUAAGGCCCGGGGCCUGGAUCCGGCCCAAUCACCUUCUAAAUCAGGAAUCAGUGUGUUUUUACAUGAGUAGAAUGUGUCCUUUUAUUUAAAAUGCAUCUCUGGGUUAUUUGUGGAGCAUAGGAAUUGGUUCUUUUUAAAUAUAUAUAUAUAAUCCAGCCCCCCACAAGGUCUGAGGGACAGGGGACCGGCCCCCUGCUGAAAACGUUUGCUGACCCCUGCUCUAGGCGUUUUCUGGGUUGGGGCUUAUCGAUGUCUUGCACUGAUCAGUGUCCCCUCCACAGGGAGGCCCUCCUCGCCCGAGAAGUGUGACGACGAGGCCUUGGAUGCUCUCUUUGCCUUUGGCGGCGACGAAGAGGAGGAGGAAGGCGAGAAGGGUCUGGGGUCGCCCUCCCGCGGCCCCUUGUCGCUCCAGGAGUUAGCCCUGUUUGAUCCCUUCUCAAAGGAAGGUAGGUGGGCUCAAACGCCAAGUGGCGGGGAGGGGGGGGCCCUGGACCAUGUAGGAUAUAGGUAGCCAAGUUGCAGGGUCCCUCCCCACUUCUGAACACUGACCGGUUCCAGGAAGAUGAACAGCAAGCUGCAUUGCAUUGUUGGGAUUUUACUUUUAGUUUUUCUGUACUGUUGCCACGAUGUUUGGCAGUGGAAAGUAUUCUGGAUGGAGCAAGCAUAUGGCUUGCAGGGUACUCCUGGUUACAUCUUAGGGGCCAAAUCCUCCUCCUUGGUUUGCUAGCUAUGGCCGUUCCUGGUCAGGGAUAGCCUGACCACUGUAGUCUGUGAAGCUGGACUACUGCAAUGUGCUUUGUGUGGGGCUGCCCUUGGGCCUAGUUCAAACGCUUCAGCUGGUGCAGAAUGCAGCAACUAGACUGCUGAUGGGAGCAUCUGACCAAGAACAUGUGACAGCCUUGUUAAAACAGCUGAGCCAGGUUCAAGGCCCUUUUAUUAAUUUACAAAACAACUUUGGUCCAGGGUAUUUCACUUUGACCACUAAGGUCAUCUGCAGGAAUGUCGCUGGUCAUUCCCAGAGCUGCCAAGGCUCAUUUGACAACAAGAAGAACCUGAAGCCUUCAGUGUUGUUGGCCUGGUCCUGUGGAACUCUCUGCCCCUACAGAUUCAGCAGGCGCCUUUUGUGCCAACUUUUAAAUGCCUGCUGGAGACUUUUCUAUUCCGCCAUAUCUGUGUAGGCAAUUAAAAGUGCAUCGUUCUGCAAUGGUUCAUUGAGGUCUGUUUUUAACUUUUUAAUAGUUUCAUUGUACGGUUUUGUUUUUAUUGCCAUAAGCUGUUGUAAUUUUUUCUUUGUUUAAAAAACUGCAGUGGUGUGCAAAUAUUUUUGUAAGUUAAUAGAUAAAUAACAUUUUUCUUUGUUCUGUCCAGACCCCGGUGCAGCCAGCCUCUCCCACGAGGAAGAGCUGGCCGCUCUCGCUGCCUCAGGACAUGGACCAGCGCUUUCUGUCCCCAGCGCAGGAGCGGGCCAGGUAGCCCAGGAAGGAGCUGCUGCAUCGGACCCAGGCAGUUACCUGCCGUUGGCCACAGAGCGCAUCAGGCAGGCCUUGGAGAGUGAAGCUGCCAAGGACUACAAGGCGGCUUUCUGUGGCUACCGCAGCGGUGUUGACCUCUUGCUGCAGGGACUGCAAGGUAACGGGCGAUGCCUGGUCCCCAAACUAUGUUCCAGCUCCCCUCCUCUGGGCACCUCCCCAUGUGGAGGGCCUGGGAAUUGGUCUCCGAGAGUCAGAGCCACAAGUCCAUGUGGCUUCUAGGAAGUUAGCCCGUUUCAACUCGCUGAGGCUUGCUUCCAAGUAAACGUGGCUGUAAACUUUGCCUUUUCAAGGUCUCUGAGGGGAUCCUGCCCCCCCUCACUUUAAUCUCUUUUAUUUAUUUAUUUCAAAAGAUUUAUAUACUGGUUGAUUGCAAGAAGAAACCUCAAAAUUGGGGGUGGGGGGGGGGGAGAGAAUGGUUUCAUAAUUUUUGACCUGCCAAUUUAUCGUGAAUCACGUGUGGGCACGCGAUGCAAAUAUCACAAUGCGGUAAAGACACCCAAUGCCUCUACAUAGCUCCAACCUUAUUUCAGACAUCGUGAUAUAUUGGUAUAUUGCGAUGCUUAGCCAGUGAUAUAUCGCGAUGAUGAAAACCAGAUGUCGCCCAGCCCUAGCCAUCACUGCCUGCUAAAGGCAUGAGUUCCAGAGGUUUAACCACGUACUUAAUUUCACCUGUCCUCUUACUCGUCUUUGUUGGGCUUUGGGCCUUCUGCAUGCAAGGCAGAUUGCUCUAACUGCUAAGCCACCGCCCUCCCACCCUUUUGUUGCCAGGAGGGUUGUAGCCAUCAGCCAAGACCUGCUCCUCCCUUCUUUCAGGGGACCCUGACGCAGCUCGCAGGGAGGCCGUGAAGAAGAAGACAGCAGAGUACCUCCAGAGGGCCGAGGAAAUCUUCCAGCUGCACCUGAAGCAUCUACAGCUGUGAGUGGGGCUUCCAAACCCCGCACUCCACCCGCAGUGGCCGUGCGUCAGCUUGGGAGCAGAAUGGCCAUUUGCUUCCUCGCUGACCCACAGCCUCACUCUGGCAUAAGCUGCCCGGAACAGAUCCAGCCCCUUGACUUCACCCGAACCCUGCCUCACUUUCGUUGGGAACUCAGGCCGCACUGUAAAAACAAUACAUGUUUGUAAAUCUCCUUUCCA